AUGAGUGCUAUCAGGGAUGCCGGAGCUCCUGAAAGAGGACAACAAGAAGCAGAAGAUGCUGAGGCAAUAGACGAGGCGGUCGCUGCCCUAGCACAGCAUGUGAUGGCGAAUCCAGAGCUUCAGGAAGCCAUUGUCCCUCUGCUACCAUAUGUGUCCAGACGAGUGACCCUAACCAAUGAGGAACACCAAUGGGCUGUGGCUAUCAAGAAUGCCAUUGUGCAGACUGGAGAGUUCACCUUGACAGAUUUCUGGUAUGCUCAACUGGCCAUCAUCGACAAGGGUGAUAUGAGGCAGCGCUGGAAAGGGCCUACAAAAUGCAACAUUUUUUGA
Molecule: messenger RNA, 330 nt
Organism: Seminavis robusta
Lineage: Eukaryota; Bacillariophyta; Bacillariophyceae; Naviculales; Naviculaceae
Source: the annotation of a GenBank genome assembly